Messenger RNA from Contarinia nasturtii (swede midge), 2342 nucleotides. It is a transcript of the gene Kat60, whose product is annotated as katanin p60 ATPase-containing subunit A-like 1. Gene Ontology annotation, cellular component: microtubule cytoskeleton. The transcript is spliced from 8 exons. Gene Ontology annotation, molecular function: ATP binding; ATP hydrolysis activity; microtubule severing ATPase activity. Gene Ontology annotation, biological process: microtubule severing. The record is from RefSeq and is a predicted model, not a curated record. NCBI's taxonomy places the organism in Eukaryota, Metazoa, Arthropoda, Insecta, Diptera, Cecidomyiidae. The coding region runs from base 384 to 1934 and encodes 516 amino acids.
UCAUGUCAGUCAAAUAUGUACCUUUCCUUGAAACACAACCUGCACACAUAGAUGCAAAGACCGUCAAAAAUUCACAUAGUUUCGCGUAGUUUGUCUGCGAUCAGAUUUUAUGCAAUCUGCUCAAAAACACGAUAAAAACAAGUUGUUUCCAUUCAAUAUGUGUUGUGUACAGUCAUUUUUUCGAUUGAAAAUGACACAAAUGUAAAAUAUCCGCCAUCGAUUUUAAUUAAGAACAUUGAAUUGUUUGUUGAUUUUUUUUAUCCAAAACAAAGAAGAAAGAAGAUCUGAAGUGAAUGUGAUCGUGUCGUUGUUGUUUUUUUUUUAUCAUCAUCAUUUUAUUAAUUUUUAUAGACCAGAAAUAUAAAUAUUAACUGGGCGUAGGAAUGACAGUCAUGGCGAAGGUCAUUAGCAGCGCGGAAAUAUGUGAGAAUGCGAAAAUGGCUCGCGAUAUGGCACUAGCCGGAAACUAUGACGGUGCGAGCAUUUAUUAUGAAGCUUUAAUACCAUCACUACAACGAUUUACAGCUAACAUAAAUGAUCCAAUGCGAAAAGGAAAAUGGACGAUGGUUCAACAGCAAAUAAAUAAAGAAUAUCAACAAAUGAAAUCGAUACAAAAGGAGCUAACCGAAAUGACAAUGGAUUUGCACAAUGCACCGCUAUUUCGUCGCCUGCCCACAAAAAGCACAGAUGAAUACAAAGAUCCGGCCGCGUGGUUUCGACCUGAUCCUGAUGUUUGGUCACCACCACCGCACCAUGAUCCAGAUGUAUUUGCACCUCCGAUUGAUCGUCGACCACAACAACAACAACGGCCGAGCGCAAAUCGAAAGACAGAUAAUCGUAAAGGGCCACAGUCAAAAUCAUCGGCAUCGUCAAAGGGUGGUAAAAAAGGCAGCGCAUCAAGUCAACCGAAUACGGGACGAAAGAGGCCCACUGCAAAUGGAAAUACGGAAUCUAGUCAAGCAAAAGAUGAAGAAAACAAGGAGGAAGAGCAAGUCGAAGAAGAAAAGAGAUUCGAAGCAUCAAAUCAUAUGGAUGGUGAUCUUGUGGAUGUUUUAGAGCGUGAUAUUUUACAGAAAAAUCCCAAUAUUAGAUGGGAUGAUAUCGCAGACUUAAGUGAAGCCAAACGACUGUUAGAGGAGGCCGUUGUUCUUCCAAUGUGGAUGCCCGAUUAUUUUAAGGGUAUUCGACGUCCAUGGAAAGGUGUAUUAAUGGUCGGACCUCCCGGAACGGGAAAAACGAUGUUAGCCAAAGCGGUUGCAACCGAAUGUGGCACAACAUUUUUUAAUGUAUCAUCGUCCACAUUGACUUCCAAAUAUCGUGGUGAAUCAGAGAAAAUGGUUCGAUUAUUAUUUGAAAUGGCACGAUUUUAUGCGCCAAGCACUAUAUUUAUCGAUGAAAUUGAUUCAUUGUGUUCGCGGCGUGGUUCAGAAUCAGAACACGAGGCAUCGAGACGCGUUAAAUCUGAACUGCUUGUACAGAUGGAUGGCGUUGGCAGUGAAGAGGCCAACAAAGUUGUGAUGGUGUUGGCAGCAACCAAUUUUCCAUGGGAUAUUGAUGAGGCGUUGAGACGUCGUCUUGAGAAACGUAUUUACAUUCCCUUGCCAACUGAUGAAGGCCGCGAAGCCCUUUUAAAAAUCAAUUUGCGCGAAGUGAAACUGGACCCAAGUGUUGAUUUAAAAAGUAUUUCACGGAAGCUACAAGGUUACUCAGGUGCUGAUAUUACAAAUGUGUGUCGUGAUGCUAGUAUGAUGUCGAUGCGACGUAAAAUUGCCGGUUUAAAACCGGAGCAAAUUCGACAAUUGGCCACCGAAGAAGUUGAUUUACCGGUUUCAACGCAAGAUUUUAGUGAAGCCAUUAGUAAAUGCAACAAAAGUGUCUCAAAACAAGAUUUAGAAAAGUAUGAAAGAUGGAUGCGAGAAUUCGGUUCAUCCUGAUAAAAACCAUUCAACCACAACCUAGAGAGGGAGACACAGAGAUAAUAACCGAAAACAAAAGACAAUUUUAUUCGGAACAAUCUUUAAAAUUUAAUUCUAACAUUGAUUUUUAACGCGUUAAGAAAACGAAUCGUAUAAUGCCUGCGUAAAUGCCUAUUAAUGGUGAACAUACACACACACACAAACAUACAUAAACAUUUUAUAUUAUUAUUUAUCCAAACGGUGAUUAACUUUAUUUUUUUUAAACGUCUGAACAACAUAUUGAAAACAAAAACAUUUGCUCACUAAAUAACCCAAAUAAACAACAACAUUAAAUAUAUCAAUUGUACGAAAUAUCUAUUCUAAUUUAAGCUUUAAAACAAAAUAAUUUCAAUUAAAUCUCCAAAUAUAUACAUAAAAUACUAAAAA